Messenger RNA from Leptinotarsa decemlineata (Colorado potato beetle), 3724 nucleotides. RefSeq lists its product as uncharacterized. The record is from RefSeq and is a predicted model, not a curated record. NCBI's taxonomy places the organism in Eukaryota, Metazoa, Arthropoda, Insecta, Coleoptera, Chrysomelidae.
UUAAUUAAGUAUGUCAAUGUCAAACUAACGUCACAUAUAUACAAAUCUUCCACCAGAAAUCUCAGUGUAUUCGCAUUCAAAAUUGUCGUAUGUGAACGUUGCUCGUAUUCCGUCAAAAUGCCCAGCAUAUUUCUUUUGGAAGUACUCAUUUUCAAAAUAAAUUUUGAGUACGAUGGAGAGUCAAUCUCCACCAAGGACGAUAUUUUGGUGAAUGUUCGAUUCUCUGAUAUGGUGAAUAUGGAUAUCGCUCCCGAAAAUUUCCCCGUGCUGGGAGAACAACCCAUUGUCCCUUCUCCGAAUGUAACCGUCGAUCUCAAUAUGGGAAAAACUUAUUUAUUCGACUACAUCGCAUCAGAUCUCAUAAUGGAGCUGAAAACGCUUCCACUAGAGUUGCUCUUCCGAGUCAAAAGAAAGCCCAUCGGAACCGCACUGAUUCCCUGGAAAAGCGAGUUCUCCGACAUGGUGAAAAUCUAUGAAACGAUCGGGGUGGUGAAAUCCGUGGAUUACAACGGAACCGUCGAUAUUUUGGAAGAAGAUAUCGGAAAAGUUGGUAGCGUCGACCUUUUCAUUCGCUUAUCUUGUUUCGGAUCCAGUAUAGAAACAGAUUUUAGGAUGGAUCCGCUGACUGAUGAGUUUACUUUCAUGAAUCCGAGGACCAUGGCUACGUUCAAAUGCGAAGGGUUCGAUCCCCGUACGACAUUCGUAACCCCCGUCUCGAGCAUCUAUCACCCCGUCCUUAACGUGCCCGUGCCGACCAACACCGCCACCAGCCAGAUUUCUUGGACAGAACUUUUCGGUGGUGGAGUGAGUGCUGAUGCCAAGCUCAGCGUCGCGCCGAUGGCCGUCGACGAUGAAGACUUCUUUGACAAGCUCGGCCACGCCACCGACAAGGACAUGGAGGUCUCAAGAAGCGCUUUCGACAUAGUCUCGAUGGUAUUCCGGCCGCCGGAGAACAAGUUCUUCGACUUCCUCAACAUGGUGUCCGCUGAGGUGGCCACCAAAGAGGAGGAGACCAUGGUGACGCUGACGUUCGACAAGCAAAACAGCCACAAGAAGUUGACGACGAUCGACGAGCAGCGGCACGUUGGAGAGAGGAGGGCUACUUUUGUUGAAGAAACUCUUAACGGGAAGGAGAAAGAGGUGAAAGAGAAACAGAAAGAAAAAGAGAAAGAGGUAGAGGAGAAAAAGCCUGAUCCCGCACUGGAAAUGACAGCGGAGAUGUUCGCCAAAAAACUAUGCAAGAACAAGGACUGUCCAGGAGCCAAAAAGUUCAAGGAGUUCGGAAUAGGGCCACUGGCAACAGGAGCAGGUCUUGGAACUUUGUACACAAUCGUUGAACCUCCAGUUUCGUACGGCCUGAGCCAUACCUACGGAACUUUGUCAAAUUACGGACCUUACGGCUUAUUUACAAGGCCCAAAGAUCCCAAUCAACCUUUCAUCCCCCGUAAAAAACCUUCAGAAACUCCAUUGUCAACUUGUCCAAACAGCAAAAUAUAUUCUACCUGCAAUCACAAACUAAAAUUAAAAGACGUAUCAGCCAUAAGCGAAAAUGGUAACGAAGCCAAUAUUAGUCCCAAAUGUCCAAUGGCAGCCAGAUUGAGAGGGGGGGGUCUCAAAGAAAAUCAUUCAUGUGGAAUCCAAAAUAUAUGCUUUAAGUGGAACCAAAUUUUUGCUGCAAAGGAAGUUCCUGUAGUGUUUUAUCAAGAACAAAGUUGUUCAUCCGAAGCGAAUAGCGUCUCAAGAUAUACUCGACAUUCUUUACAAACAAAUUUUUCUCCGGUAUUACGCCUGAGAGGAGGAGGACCGGUGGAUCUUGAUCUGUACGGUCCUAGAUCUCCGUUUUUGGAGUGCAAGCCUGUAAUGGAUCAGUUUGAUCAGAUACUUGCUGCGUAUAAGAAAGCUCUAGGACCAUGCGGGGAAGCGACAUGCCCCUACGCCCAGAAUUUGGCUGAAGUUAGUUGUAAAAAGCUUUGCGAUCAGCCGGUAGUUUCAGAAAAGAUCGAAGAUGCGCAAGAUGUGGAAAGUGUAUCCUGCAACAGUAUUCCAUGUAGUAUGGAGUCAUGUCCCUACAGAGAGCCUAAAAAGAAGAAAUUUCUGGCUGGUUGUGGAUCCCCCCAAUGUGCCUACACUAAGUAUAAACUUGGUUUGGUAGACGAUGAUGCAGCUCUAGAGCUCCAGUUCCUUCCUCCGGCUAUAUCAGGAAAGUGCGGCCAUCCUAAAUGCCCUUAUCCACUCAAAUCCGAUUUGCCACCUAUUCAUUGGGAUUGCCCAGAUCCUUUACCAAAAGGCAACUGCAAGAACCCAGAGUGUCCUUUCUUGCCACAGGAACUGAAAAUGUUGAAGUGUCCCGGCCUCAGAAAAGGCCCUUGCGGCAGCACCACUUGCCCUUACGCUUUGCCAGCUCCUUGCGAUCUUGCCAGUUGUCCUUUCAGGCAGAAACCUUGCCCUUUUCUUGAAGAGCAACAGAAUAACAAGGAAGACGCAUCUUGUUCUUUGAGUUCUCGGGAUGAGAGGAUUUGCGAAAAUCCUGAUUGCCCUUUUACGAAAAAAGAAGAUGAGGUUUCGACAAACCUUGAUAGCUCAAGUAUUAAAGGCGAGUUUACGAAAUGCGAGAACCCUGACUGUCCUUUCACUCGAAAAGAUGAAGAAAUUAAAAAAUUGAAGAGCUGUCGCGUUGCCAAAAAAUCCAUCCAAAGUCCAUGCGGCAAUCCCGACUGCCCAUUUACUGACGUCAAUCCCGAAAAAGCAGAGAAGAAAAAGAAACAAAGAAAAAGCUCAAGAGAAAAUCCUGGUCAACCUGAAGCAGCUAAUGAUAUUUGCGAAAACCCACAAUGCCCGUUUCAGAAAAAAAUAAAGAAAAAUUCCGCAGGCGAAGUUUGCGAUAAUCCGAACUGCCCUUUUGCAGAGAAAAAAAAUGCAAUCGGUGACAAGGGAAAAAUCAAAAGAAAUAUUUGCGAUAAUCCCGAGUGCCCGUUUGUAAAGAAGAAAUCUGAUGAACCGAUCUGCAACGACCCUUAUUGCCCAUAUGCACAACCGUUACCGUCAUGUGGCGUACCCAAUUGCCCCUAUGAGCCGGUACCUGUUCUUAAUGUCACCUCUGAGAAAUCAUCCAAAAGGGGUAGCAAAGAAGAGAGCUGCGACAAAAAACUUGAAGAAGACGUUGUCUUGGUGGAAACUGAAACCACACUAGUUUGUGAGGAAGCUCCAGAACAGGAAGAGUAUUACGAAGAAUCCCAACCAAAAAUAGAAAAAAAAAAGAAGAAGAGGAGGGGAAAGUUCGUUUAUAGUACAGGUGAUAAAUAUCCGGGGGUUAAAAUAGGACACAGAGAAUGCGUAACACCGGUUUUCAAUGUACCUCCCCGGAUGGGAUGGUUGUGGAACAUCCACACCCCGAUACUGAGAUUGAAGCCUCGAAAGGGUUGGAAACCUGGAGCAAUAGUCAGAACAAUAGCUGAUCGCAUCAGAGCGCAUCGCCAGAUGAAAGGAUUGGGAAUUCUAAAUGUUCCAAAAUUCAGAAAAGAUAGAAAAGGUAUCCAUUCAGACGAUGAAAUCAACGUGUCACCAAAACCCACUCUACACAUUCAGAAAAAAGACGGAUCAUACUGGAUCACGAUGAAUCCAUUGAAGGACCCUUUAACGUUAGCCGAUAAUGAAGAUCCUUACAUGGAAUGCACACCGAUGCAGUUUAAAAUCACCAAGAACAAGCAGAAACCAGCCAUUGAAG